GCGAUGGCGGGCCUCAGCAAAGAGGAAUACUUGAAGCGGUAUCUUAGUAGCUCAGACUCCGGGAAGCGACGAGACCGGGACCUUCCAGCCGGGCGGAAAAAGCGAAAAGUGAAGAUCAAAGGCGGAGGAAUGCGGAUUGUGGAUGAUGAUGUGACUUGGAAGAGCCUUGCGAAGGAGAAGGCAUUGGAGGUGGAGUCUGGCGAGGAAGAUGAAGCUCCUGUGGUUGCAGAAAUCAUUGAUGAGAGACCGGUAGUUAUUCAACGAAUGGAAGAAUUUCGUUCAAGCAAUAAAUGGAAAAUUUUAGGAGAUGAAAAUGCAGACUCCCAAGACUCAGACCAGUUUUUACAAACACAUACUGACAGUUCAAUAUUAGGUUUUGAUUCUGUAACAGGAAAAAGGAUGGAUCGUGGCUCUCAACUUAGUAAGAAAAAUGUUGACGCUGUUUCUCCUGAAUGUUCAGCUACCACAAGGCAACGCCAUGAUUCUACAGAUGACUCACCUGUUUGGAGCAGGCGCCGUGAUUCUCCUGACCGUUCACCUCCUCGAAAGGGACGCCAUGAUUGUCCUGACUUUUCACCUCCUCGGAGGGGACGCCACGAUUCUCCCGACCUUUCACCUCGGAGGGGACGCCAGGAUUCUCCCGACCUCUCACCCCCUCGGAGGGGACGCCAUGAUUCUCCUGACCUCUCGGCUCCUCGGAGGGGACGCCACGAUUCUCCCGACCUCUCACCUCCUCGGAGGGGACGCCACGAUUCUCCCGACCUCUCACCUCCUCGGAGGGGACGCCACGAUUCUCCCAACCUCUCACCUCCUCGGAGGGGACGCCACAAUUCUCCCGACCUCUCACCACCUCGGAGGGGACGCCACGACUCUCCUGACUUCUCACCUCCUCAGAGGGGACGCCACGAUUCUCCCGACCUCUCACCACCUCGGAGGGGACGCCACGACUCUCCUGACCUCUCACCUCCUCGGAGGGGACGCCACGAUUCUCCCGACCACUCACCACCUCGGCGGGGACGCCACGAUUCUCCUGACCUCUCACCUCCUCGGAGGGAAUGCCACGAUUCUGACCUUUCACCUCCUCGGAAGAAAAAGAUGGAAAACAUGGAAAGAUCAGUCCGAUCUACUACCUUGUCGUAUGGAAAGACCCUGUCCCCAGUGAAACAUAAGGACCGAAGAGCAAGAGGAUCUCCACAGAGACUUCAAGAUUCCGAUUCUGAUCCUUCACCCCAACGAAAGGGAGGUCAGCAUUCUUCGGAUUCAGACUUGUCACCACCACGGAGGAAGAAGCUGGGAAUUCAAACCUCAGACAACAGGCCCAGCUCAGAAAGCUUGGAUAUGUCACCCACUCAGCAGAGGCGACCUACCCAUAAGCACACUUCCUCGAAGGGGCAGGUUGUCAGUCGAGACUCAAGUCCCAACAGAAAGUCACGAGGGAAUGAGAUGCUAUCUGGGGGUCAGGCUGGUCUGGUAUCGACAGAUACAUUAAGGAAAGAGAAAGAGGACCGGAGGAAAAGGGAGCGAGCAGCCGAGCACUUAGCAGAUAACUCCAGAAAUGCAGUCACUGUGUUCCGGGAUAAAUUAGGGAAAAAGAGGGACUUGGAUCAGGAACGGCUUGAACAGAAGAAGAAGGAAGAGGAGAAAGCAGCAAAACUUGAAAAAUAUGCCCAGUGGGGAAAAGGGGUGGCUCAGAAAGAGCAACAGAAACAGAACAUAGAGGAUGCUCUUUACGAGAUGCAGAAACCAUUUGCUCGACAUAUCGAUGAUGAAGACCUGGACCGCCUUCUCCGUGAAAGAGAACGUGACGGUGAUCCAAUGGCUGGGCUAAUCAGGAAGAAGAAAGAGGUUAAGAAUAAAAAUGAGAAGCCACGGUACAAUGGCCCUGCACCACCUCCAAACAGGUUUAACCUGUACCCUGGAUAUCGCUGGGAUGGAGUGGACAGGUCAAAUGGUUUUGAAAAGAAGCGGUUUGCCAGACUGGCUGAGAAGAAAGCAGUGCAAGAGAUAGCAUACAAAUGGAGUGUGGAGGAUAUGUAAACAACUAAAUGGAAUAGCUCUGCACACAGGGACUGUUAUACUGGGAGCAUAGCACUCUGUGAGAAGAGACUUCAUUGAAAGAUGUUACCUCAUGUAUGCUCUGCACAAGGAUGGUUUGGAUUUCAGGGAACUCAAGAAAUGAGUUUUUUAAUUCUAUUAAUAUUUUGUCUUUUUGAAUACCAAGUUUAUACUGUGUAAUUAUAGAUUUGUUUAAUAUAUAGGCUGGUUCUCAUGUGAAUUUUCAUUUUAUUAAUUUUUACAGCCUGAUCCAUGAAUCCAACAGGUAAAAUUAUUUGUUGUUCCCUUCACUGCUCGAGUGGCAUUAAUGCCAAAAUUAGGACAUAUAUUUGAAUUUAUCUAAACUCACAUUUUUGAACAAUGCUCAGCAAAAUAUGUAGGAGGUGGGACAAAUUCUUUCACCCACUUCCUUCCCUAGUCAAGGAAUUUACAACUUCAAAUUAAAGACAUCGGAACAUUCAUUGUGACCCAGUGUUAAAUAUACAACUUGCAUUUUAAUGUCAUUGGUGUGAUCUAUGUAUAUAGAAAGUGUGACAAAAAUAACACAGGCUCUCUAAAAUGCCAUCCAGCAAGAGCAUACUGUCGUAUUUGAUGCCAGGGACUGAUUAAAUAGAAGCAAUGUUGCUGUUUUCUAAUUCUGAAAUCAUCACAAGUUCUAUUCAGUAAUGGUAAAUUUCUUAUACCUGUUGUUCAAUUGUUACGCCUAUUUCAGGUUCAGUGACAAGAUGGUUUGGUAUAUUAAAAGAACAAUUUUUUUUUAUUUUUUGAACAAAAUCAUGGUUAUAUUCUAUAAUUAAUAUAACAACUUGGAACUCAUCCACAUAGAUUCUAAAAACAUAUGUUGA
This is a messenger RNA of Mobula hypostoma (lesser devil ray), 2900 nucleotides long. RefSeq names its product BUD13 homolog (gene bud13). Gene Ontology annotation, biological process: mRNA splicing, via spliceosome. Gene Ontology annotation, molecular function: RNA binding. The transcript is spliced from 11 exons. Bases 4 to 2037 code for a protein of 677 amino acids. Lineage: Eukaryota; Metazoa; Chordata; Chondrichthyes; Myliobatiformes; Myliobatidae. Gene Ontology annotation, cellular component: U2-type spliceosomal complex; RES complex. The record is from RefSeq and is a predicted model, not a curated record.